This is a messenger RNA of Lytechinus variegatus (green sea urchin), 1340 nucleotides long. RefSeq names its product leucine-rich repeat-containing protein 34-like. Lineage: Eukaryota; Metazoa; Echinodermata; Echinoidea; Temnopleuroida; Toxopneustidae. The record is from RefSeq and is a predicted model, not a curated record. The coding region runs from base 81 to 1325 and encodes 414 amino acids. The transcript has 10 exons. Gene Ontology annotation, molecular function: protein binding.
UGAUCAGCGAAACUAGGCAACAGACGAAGCUGCUAGCUGUGCGAAUUGUGAUCAAGUAGUACGAGGACACAAGCAGUAAGAUGGAUCCAGCAGCUGUACAAACACGCUAUGAAGAUGUCUGCAUGGAGUUAAACGUCAAACCAAAUCCUUUUAUCAUGAAGGUGCUGGACAAAGAGAGAGAUGAACAAAUCAUUACUGAUAAACAUGGCAAUAAAAUAAGUGACCCCAAAGACUUCAUGGAGAUGGAGAUGCCAGGGAACAACCAUCUCCUGACAAACAAGAUGCUCCAGGACGAGGAUGCCUUUGUUCUCCUGAAGGUCCUUGCCAACAAUACCUACGUCUCAGGGUUGGAUCUGAGGUACAACCAGAUCACUGACAAAGGUGCGGAACACAUUGCAGAAUUACUGAAGGAAACCUGUGCUUUGAAGAGACUGAGUCUGAUGUGUAAUGAUCUUGGUCCGGAGGGAGGUGCCAUCAUCGCCAGUGGUCUUCAGGUAAAUGAGACGCUUCAAGAGCUGAAGCUGAAUGGUAAUAAGAUAGGGAAUAAAGGAGGCAUGGCUCUUGCUGGUGUGUUACAGGUCAACACAGCUUUACGAUCAUUAGACAUUGGAGACACCGACCAGGACACUCAAAGCAUGAUUGCCUUCGCCACAGUCCUGAACUACAACAGCACUCUGAAGGCUCUUUGCAUGAACCGCCCUCUGUUGUUCAGUCAGCAGGAGGAGACGACCAUCCACUUUGCCAAGAUGCUGAAGGUCAACAGCACCCUGACAGAACUCCACCUGCAGAAGUGUGACAUCAAGGACACAGGAGCGGAGAGGCUCUCCGAGAUGUUGGUGGAGAAUAUCGGUCUCAAGUAUCUGGAUCUUGCUUGUAACAAGAUCAGGAGAGACGGGGCCAAGUACCUAUCUAGAGUCCUCAUGAAGAACACUCCACUUGAGAUCCUAGACUUGGGCCAUAACUGCAUCGAGGAUGACGGAGCGAUGGACCUGAGCAGGUCACUCAUGGACAUGAACAGUAACCUGCACACGUUAGUUAUCACAAGUAACAACAUCAGAGCACAAGGUUUAUGUGCCAUAGCCAGAGCCAUGGAGAACAAUCCUAAUUUCAACAGUGUGUUUAUCUGGGGCAAUCACCAUGAAGAAGAUGCAUGUAAUGCUUUCCACAGACUGAUAGAGGGCGGUAAACUAGCUUUGGAAAGGACGGAUGUGAAACCUUACGUAGUUGACGGUCAAGUUUACCUUUCUGAGCUUUCGCAUGGUCUCCGAAGGCAUUACUAUUGGACACCAUUCUACGGCCCCGAUGUGAAAAGUGAUAAAAUCUGAGUUGGCUUUAAGUCU